Aspergillus costaricaensis CBS 115574 is the source of this 1618-nucleotide messenger RNA. RefSeq names its product prenyltransferase nscD (gene nscD). Bases 120 to 1535 code for a protein of 471 amino acids. Gene Ontology annotation, biological process: alkaloid metabolic process. The record is from RefSeq and is a predicted model, not a curated record. Gene Ontology annotation, molecular function: prenyltransferase activity. Lineage: Eukaryota; Fungi; Ascomycota; Eurotiomycetes; Eurotiales; Aspergillaceae. The transcript has a single exon.
CUUCUCACUGUUCUCCAUCCCGCCUUCUUGAGCUCUAGUCCUUCGAGCUGUACUCCUUUACCAUCCUGAUAUACUGAUUGUGACUCUCUAGCCCUGUUGCGAGAAGGCAUUAAUUCACUAUGCGUUCCACUGUAUCCGACGUGGACGACUUCGAUUCCCAACUUCGUGUCUUCGACAAUGUCUCCAAAUUCCUUCUAACGGAUGAUGUCGACCAGGUUUUCUGGUGGCAGACGACGGGACGGCACUUCGCGCGCAUGAUGCACGAGGCUCGCUACCCGGAAGCUCGCCAGGUCGAGUUGCUGCUCUUUUACCGAUUCGUGAUCGCCCCACGUCUGGGACCCCGGCCGAUCAGCGCCACCCCCAGAUUCUACAGUCGGGUCGCUCCAGGCGUCGGGGAUGGCUCUCCGAUCGGCUACAGCUGGCGCUGGGGCACUGGUCCUAACUCCAAACCCCAGAUCCGGCAUUACAUCGAGGCCAUUGGCCCGCUGACGGGGACGACAGCCGACCCGCUGAACGAGUACGCCGCCAAGGAGAUGCUGCACCAGUUGGGCCAGCUGGUGCCCGGGGUGGAGUUGCCCCUGGCGUGGAAGUUUGCCGCGCACAUUCGACCCAGCCUGACCGACGAGUCCACGCGAGCAGUGGCAGGUUCUUCCAUCCUAAUCGGCCUACAAUGUGCCCCGGACUCCCAAGGCAUCGAUGUGAUGGCAGGACUGAUGACCCGGUCACCGGCGCAGGUCCCGGUGCUCCUGCACACGAUUUUUCCGCGGGCCAUGCGGGAUGCCUACGGGCCAGACGCGUCGCUAGAUGGGCUGAACAUGGUGCGUGAAUUUCUGGAGCACGACCCGCACGGCCAGUACCUCACGAUCCUGGGCACGACCGCUAUCGAUUGCUGCGAUGCUGCUACUUCGCGGUUCAAGGUCUAUGUAACCACGGCAAACACUUCGUUCGCCCACUUGGCAGCGGUAAUGACCCUAGGUGGCCGCAAGCCCGAGUCCCCUGAGUCACUGUCCCAACUGCAAGCGCUAUGGUACGCUCUCAAGGCGCUGGAUCCCAAAUUCCCGACGACGGCCGAAGCCCCGAGCACUGUCAAUAACAACAACGGAACGACCACUAAUGGAACACCGAACAACGCUAAUGUCAGUGGCGUUACCUUCUACUUUGACAUUCAUCCCAAGUACAGCUUCCCCCAUAUCAAGCUACAGGUCGACGUCAGCAAGCAUACGACCAGCGACCUGGAUGCCAUCCACGCCGUGACGGAGUUUCUUACACGUCGUGGACAGGGUGCUGAUGCGCAGGCCUACAUCAACGUUGUGCGCGCCAUGAUCUCUGAUGAGGAGCUUCGUACGCGACGCGGCUUUCAGGCCUUUUUUGCCUUCGCCUUCAAGAAAGGGGAAGUAGACAUCACCUCAUACUUCCUGCCUCAGAUCUACCGGCGGUAUGUGGAAAUUGAGGACGAGCUGGCGCUGGAGGAGGGAAAUCUCAAGGAGAGAAUGAGUCCCAAGUCACAGCGCCGGAGCCGCUUCGAGGCUUACUAGUCAGUAGGGAAGUAUUAUGAGGGUGAUAGCGUCGUUGAGAAGUAGGUAGUAAAUUAAGUAUGUUAUGUAUGUCUCGAAAGGUC